Messenger RNA from Vitis vinifera (wine grape), 2429 nucleotides. Its product is annotated as protein SIEVE ELEMENT OCCLUSION B. The record is from RefSeq and is a predicted model, not a curated record. Gene Ontology annotation, biological process: phloem development. Lineage: Eukaryota; Viridiplantae; Streptophyta; Magnoliopsida; Vitales; Vitaceae. The coding region runs from base 64 to 2202 and encodes 712 amino acids. The transcript has 7 exons.
CCCCUCUUCUGCACCAGAUCUCGAGUUUCUAAGCUGUGUCUGUUCACCCAACUGGCCAGCAAGAUGGCACCGAUUUCAUUGCAGCAAAUGAUCAAGGGUGACAGGAGCAUGAUAACAAUGUCCGAUGACAAUGCGAUGAUGAAGCAAAUCCAUGCAACCCAUGCUCAUGACGGCCGACAGAUUGAUGUUAGACCUCUUUACCAGCUGGUGGAGGACAUUCUCAAUCGCUCUACUCCGGGGGUUGAUGCCAUUGUCACGACGACCGAAACACGCGUGGAACCGUUGGAGGAUAGGACCCAACAUGCCGGUUUCAUUGCCAUGAUUGAGGCAUUGUCGUUUACUAUUGAUCGAAUUUCCUGCGAGAUAGCAUGCAAGUGUUCGGCAGGAGGAGAUGCUCAUGCAACCACGCUCUCUAUAUUCAACAUGUUAGCAAGCUAUUCGUGGGAUGCAAAGCUGGUGCUAACCCUAGCAGCUUUUGCUUUGAACUAUGGUGAAUUCUGGCUCCUUGCCCAGAUAUACUCAUCCAACCAACUUGCCAAAUCAAUGGCGAUCCUUAAGCAAGUGCCCAUCCUUUUGGAGCACUCCGCCCUUCUGAAACCCCGAUUUGAUGCACUUAACAAUCUCAUCCGAGCCAUGAUGGACGUGACCAGAUGCAUCAUUGAGUUCAAGGAGUUGCCACCAAUGUACAUCACCCAGGAUGUACCAGCACUAUCCAUAGCAAUGGCCCAUAUCCCUACUGCUGUUUACUGGACCAUUAGGAGUAUUGUAGCCUGCGCAACUCAGAUUGCAAGCCUCACAAGCAUGGGCCAUGAGUACGCAAUAUCCACUACAAAUGAGACGUGGGAACUAUCCACCUUGGCUCACAAGAUCAACAGCAUACUCGACCAUCUGAAGAAGCAACUUUUUAUUUGUUAUCAAUACAUAGAGGAGAAAAGGAAUGUUGAAACGUAUCAAAUGCUUCAGAAUCUCUUCCAGAGUAUCCAUAUUGACAACAUGAAGAUUCUCAAGGCACUGAUUUAUGCCAAGGAUGAUAUGCAGCCGCUGGUUGAUGGCUCUACGAAGAGAAGGGUUCACAUAGAUGUGCUAAGGAGGAAGAAUGUGUUGUUGCUCAUAUCAGACCUAGACAUCUCUCAAGACGAGCUCUCCAUUCUUGAGCAGAUUUAUAACGAGUCCCGGGUCCAUGCGACUAGGAUGGAGAGUCAGUAUGAGGUUGUAUGGGUCCCAAUUGUGGACCACUCUUUGGAGUGGGCAGAUCCCGUGCAAAAGCAGUUUGAAAAUCUGCAGGCCACAAUGCCAUGGUUUUCAGUCCACAGUCCUACUCUGAUUGAUAAGGCAGUCAUCAGGUUCAUCAAAGAGGUGUGGCACUUCCGGAACAAGCCCAUCCUUGUGGUACUGGACCCACAAGGAAAAGUGGUGAGCCCUAACGCAAUCCACAUGAUGUGGAUAUGGGGAAGUAACGCCUUCCCUUUCACUAGUUUGAGAGAGGAAGCUCUGUGGAAGGAAGAGACUUGGAAGCUUGAGCUGCUGGUGGAUGGCACUGACCCAACCAUACUGAACUGGAUCAAGGAGGGAAAAUUCAUUUACUUAUAUGGAGGGACUGACAUGGAGUGGAUCCGAAAAUUCACCACCACAGCAAAGGCGGUUGCAUCAGCUGCACGGAUUCCCCUAGAAAUGGUGUACGUGGGAAAGAGCACCAAAAGGGAGCAAGUCCGAAGAUGCAUAGCAUCCAUCACUGCGGAGAAACUCAGCCACUGCUGGCAAGACCUCACCAUGGUCUGGUUCUUCUGGACCCGGCUGGAGAGCAUGUUGUUCUCCAAGAUACAGCUAGGGCAGGCGGACGACCAGGACCCCAUGAUGCAUGAAAUCAAGAAACUCCUCAGCUACGACAAGGAAGGAGGGUGGGCUGUACUCAGCAAGGGAUCUUUUACAUUUGUCAAUGGCCACGGCACCACUAUUUUGCCUACCCUUUUGGCUUACGAGGAAUGGCAAGAGCAUGUCGUCACAAAGGGUUUUGAUAUAGCGUGCAUGGACUACCAUAGCAAGGUUCACAGCGACUCUCGCCCCUGCUGCCGCUUCGAGUUCCUGAGCACUUCUGGAAGGAUUCCGGAUAAGAUGAAAUGCCCAGAGUGCAUCCGCAACAUGGAGAAGUACAUCACUUUCCUGUGCUGCCACGACGACCAUAACAUAAAGUCAAUCUACUGAGCUACCAAAAUCCAGCAUUUCUUUCUACGAGCAGGCAUGCAUGCCUGCUGAAAUAAUAUCGUUGCGUCUUUUCUCCCCUUCUGCCUCUCCAUUAGUGUAAUCAGAUUUAAGUGUGAAAUGUGAAGUGACUACCACCCUGUUGGUUGGUAAUCCGAUGCCUCUUAAUAAGAUAAAAUGUUAUGUAAUGUCAGUUUACUAUUGACAAUACAGUGAUUAUCAUUAAUUAA